Messenger RNA from Thrips palmi, 1611 nucleotides. It is a transcript of the gene DCTN2-p50, whose product is annotated as dynactin subunit 2. Bases 28 to 1437 code for a protein of 469 amino acids. The record is from RefSeq and is a predicted model, not a curated record. Gene Ontology annotation, biological process: mitotic spindle organization. The transcript has 9 exons. NCBI's taxonomy places the organism in Eukaryota, Metazoa, Arthropoda, Insecta, Thysanoptera, Thripidae. Gene Ontology annotation, cellular component: dynactin complex; cytoplasm; centrosome.
GACAAAAAUGCCUAGUCUGUAUUUCUUAUGGAGCUCUUAGUCCGUCUAAAUCUAACAAACCAAACAAAUUGCUCAAAAAAACUUAAUUACGAAAAUAAAAAACAAUUCCUAGGCGUACCACCAGCUUGCUUAUUGGCAGUGUUUACCCUCACAGGUGUCACUUUUGCUCUUGAUUUGUCGUUUUCGAAAACGUUUACGUUUAAUUCGCUUCAGAUGGCUGACCCCAAGUACGCGAAUUUGCCCGGCAUUGCUUAUGAUCAACCUGAUGUUUAUGAGACUGGCGAUUUGCCUGAGGCUGACCAGAACGAGGAUACUUUUGAGGAGGAGAACGAAUGUAUUGAGAGGCUGCACUUAAGUGCAUCUGAAUCGUUCCUCAAGUUCAAGGACAAGCAAUUGUCUGGGAGCGGUGUUGACUUUUCUGAUCGACUGAAGAAAGUUCCCAAUCGUGGCUAUGAUGCCAGAUCUGGCAUAUGGGAAUUGGUCGCUGAAGGAGAAAAAGAAACAUUAUUGCAGAAAUACCAACGCUUGCAAUGUGAAAUGAAAGAAUUUGUGGAAGAAGUAGCUGCAUUGAAGGAUGUGGCCAAAGGAGAAGAUAAAGGAGAUGCUGCUGGUUACAAAGCAUUGGCUUCAAACAUUGAGCGGGCUCAGAAACAGCUGUCUGAGUUCCGAUUGGAAGAAACUCUGGGACCAGAAUUGCUUUCUUCUCUGAAAGAUCCAGAAACAGCUCAGAUCAAAAAACUUUUUGCUCACUUUGAAACAUACAAGCAGAAAAGUGUCAAACCUUCAGACACAGCUACGAAACAGAAAGCCACUGCUCAACCAUCCACUGGCGAAGAUGGCUUGUUAUAUCAAUUGCGCUACCGCCCUGAACAAAGUCAACUCCAGCAAGCAUCCCGAGUAGCUGAGCUGGAGCAACGAUUAAACAAAUUGGAGAGUAUUCUUGGCACUUCAAAUGAAAACAUGGCUCGUUUGGGAUCUACUUUGCAAAAUCAAAGCAUCUCCUCAUUUGUGCAAAACUUAGAGAGUCGAAUUUCCCUUCUGGAUCAAGCACAAAUUGACAGUGUAGAUGCUAGAUUAUCUGGGUUGGUAACCAAAAUGGACAGCAUUGCUGAAAAAGUUAAUGGCCAGUCAGACCCAGAGAAAGAUGCCAAGGUUACUGAGCUGUAUGAGCUGGUCAAAAAGACUGAAGCUGUUUCAAGUGUGCUACCUCAAACUGUCAAGAGACUAACUGCUUUGGAAUCUCUCCAUCGUGAAGCAAGCAACUUCUCAUCAUCUCUAUCAAAACUGGAAGCGUUCCAGUUGAAAUUGGCUGCAAGUUUGCAAGGCAAUGAGAAGCUGCUACAGUCAGUUGAGAAAGGUUUUGCAGAAAAUGUUGAAACUAUCAAGAAGAAUAUGAGUGGACUUGACCAAAGGUUGGCUGUACUAUCUAAGAAGUAACAAGAAAAUUAAGAGAUGUAAUAAUUGCAAUGAACUGUAAACUAAAUUUUAUUAUUAUUAUUUAUCUCUUAGUGGUUGUUGUUACUUCAAGUAAAAUAGAAUUCUCUUGUACUGCUUAUUAUCGUGUUGUUUUAUAUUUUUAAUCAUGAAUAAUAUCAAUUUGCUUACUAUUUA